Messenger RNA from Chenopodium quinoa (quinoa), 6292 nucleotides. RefSeq lists its product as uncharacterized. Bases 225 to 5555 code for a protein of 1776 amino acids. The transcript has 9 exons. Lineage: Eukaryota; Viridiplantae; Streptophyta; Magnoliopsida; Caryophyllales; Amaranthaceae. The record is from RefSeq and is a predicted model, not a curated record.
UCAUUUAUAUUCCUGAUCUUAUUUUCUUUUUUCCCCUUUAGAUCUAUUUCACGCUUUGCGCUUUCUCGCUGUACUCCUUCCUCUCUCUCUCUUCCAUUGAAGCGUACUCGAAAUUCUCCAUUGAAGCGGCUUCUGAGCUUUCUCUCCUCCAUUGAAGCAGUCUCUAAGGUAGCCUUGUUUUGAUAUGCAUGUAAGCUUCUGAAGAUUUGCCGUUAGAAUAAUCUAUGCCUGGAAACGAAGUUGGUGAUAGGGUCCACAAUUUCUUUGAUCAAGGUAACUUGUCACAGGACCAACAUCAUACACAACUUGUUGCGGCUAACUGGCCAGUGUAUAAUAAUAAUAACAAUAAUGUUUGGGGUGCUAAUGAGAGACAGACUGGCGGGCCCGUGAAUUCUGGUUCUGAGAAUUACAGUGCACAACAAUCAGACAUUGAGAGGGGGCAAGGGAAUCAGUUCUCACUGAGUUCACAUGGGUUGAACUUUACGCGGUCAAGUUUGAGACCUGACUUUGUCAAAACUCCAUCUCAGCUUCAGCAGCUUAAUUUGAAUGGAUUUAUGCAUGCUUCUCAAGUUGGCCAUACUAGGCAGAAUGAGGCAAACUUUAUGGGAGCGGAUACAGAACCUGAUCGACAUAAUUUAACGUCAAGGAGUCCGUCUGUUCCCGAUUCACAGCAGAGGAGUGGUUCACAUCAUUCAAAUUCAGCUGGCUUUGGAGGCUCAGAAUCACCAAUGAAUUUUAAUUUUCUAGGUGGUCAACAGCAAAUGAACGGUCAGCAACCAGGAAUGCUACAGUCCUUGUCUCGGCAACAGCCUGGACAUAAUGAUGCUCAGUUGCAGCAGCAAAUUAUGAUAAAACAAAUGCAAGAAAUGCAGAGGCAGCAACAGCUUCAACAACUAGAAGCACUACAAAGAAGUGGAUCGGGCCAUAUUUCCUCCUUCCCAAAUCAGACCACAGGACAACAUCAACCAGCUAUUAAUGGUAAUGCCAUGCGCGAUACGUCUAAUUAUCCAUGGUCAUCUCAAGUCAUGGCUGGCAACGCAAAUUGGCAGCAGCGUGGAUUGUCUUCGUCUGUGCAAGGAUAUUCUAAUGGAUUUAUGAUUACCCCAGAGCAAGGCCAAGCUAUGCAAUUAAUGGGCUUAAUUCCUCAACAUAAUUCACAGUCUUUCUAUGGGGUUCCGGUUUCUGGUUCGCGAAGUGGUAAUGCAUUCUCUCACAGCAACAUAGAUAAACCUGGACUACCUCAGGUUCCAGCUCCAAAUAGUUCUUUUUCUGGCAAUCAAUUUGGUUCACUUGCAGAGCAGGUGGGUGUGAAGGAUGGACCUUCAGUAUUCAGAUAUGGUUCUGAAGGAAAAAGCUCUUUUGAGCAGGCCUCUAGUCAACGAUUAGGGAAUGUGGCUAAUAUGGGAGGCUCUACUCAGGUACAGCAGAGGAAUGUGCCCAUGUCAGAAGGUGGUGGACAAGGUUUUCCUGGUGGUUCAGAGUUGUUGAUUGAAAAAUCUGUAACUCAUGCUUCUUCUUCACAGGGUGCGUCUACACAUUCUGCUGUUGCAUUAGAUCCGACCGAAGAAAAGAUUUUGUUUGGGAGUGAUGUUAAUAUCUGGGAAGCAUUUGGUGGGCCAUCAGUUACAGGUAGUGGAGAUGCCCCAGAUCUCCUCGGCGGUCUUCCUUCAAUGCAAAGUGGGACCUGGAGUGCUCUUAUGCAGUCUGCCGUGGCAGAAACCUCCAGUACUGACGUUGGGACGCAGGAAGAGUGGAGUGGCCUAGGCCCUCAAAAUCCCAGGUCACAGUCUGGCAACCAACACCCUACAGUUUUUCGCGGUGAUGAGAAAUCACAACCGGGUCCUCGACUUAGCAGCAGUGAUGUGAGCACCCAUAAUUUAAACACAAGUCGUAAUUAUGUUAACAAUUCUGGGCAACAGCAGCCAUUUCUAAAUCAGAAAAGAGAUUAUUUACAGACAGAAAGUCAAAUUGCACAGGAAGGAAGGAGGUGGUUGGACAGCAACCAGCAGAAGCCACAUGCUGAGGAGAAACAGGUGGUUGAAAAUUCUAAUUCUUCAAGAGACUGCUCCAGGUCAGAUACUGGCUUCUGGAGCCAUCAGCAAAAUACGUUUUUGCAUGACAACAAUGGCCAACAUUCCAGUAGACAAAGUCAUUCGAAUGUCAUUGGAUCUGUACCUAUAAAUGGUGGUAUAACUGCUACAAACCAGGGUAACUUGCUUGGUGAACAUCGUAACAUGCAAGUAUGCAUGGAUACAGGUCAGGGUGCUGCUAUGAGGCCUGAGUUUGUCUCAUAUUCUAUUGAUAAAACGGGGAAUUCACUUGUCAGUUCUAAAGAUGAUGCUGUUCCUCCUGGUCAGAACACUAUGAAGGUCAACCUUGAAUCCAACCAAAGGCUUCCUAAUAACCAUCAUCUUGAUUUAUGGAAAUCAGUCAAUCCUACUGGAAAGUCUGGAUUGGAGGUUUCAAGUAGGGACCAGCAUAAUUUGAACCAGGGACCCCCUAUAGUGGAAUCUUCAGAUAAUAGUGCUGAUGACGGAGCUGCUGAAAUGCACGAGACAGAAAAUAGUGAUAAAAGAGAGACUUCCAAUGAUAGCCACCGCAGCAAUUUUCUCCAUAAUGCGCCAGUUGGUGGUUCGAGAGAGAAUAUGUGGUCAGAUGCUUCUGAACGACGUAGUUUGCCUGGAGGCAAAGAAAAGUCGUCUGGUCAGGCUGGCAAAAGAAUGCCUGUAUCUAGGAAAUUUCAGUAUCAUCCCAUGGGUGAUGUGGAUAUGGAUUCAGAUUCUUCUUUUGCAGCAAAACAAAUUUUACAUUCACAGCCCAUGUCUCAGCAGCAUCUUUCAUCAGGAACCAAAGGUCAAGAAGCAAACCCAAGGUUUCAUGGUCCAUUGAGCACUAAAUUUACAGACAUGGAGGGUAGGGUAUCUAAUUUUCAUGGAACUGUUAACGUAUCGCGUGGAGUUUCGUCUGGUGCUCUUCACCCUGGCUACUUACCUAAUAUGUCUGCACCCUUUGUCAGAUCUGGUGAAAUUUCUUCACCAAACCAACAUAUGGUACCAAGUCAGAACAUGCUUGAGCUUCUUCAUAAGGUUGAUCAAUCCAAGGAGCAAAAUGUUACCUCCCAUCUCAGUUCUACUGAUUAUAAUAAGUUUUCUGAUGCAUCCGCUGGUGGACCUUCUGGUGGACCUGCUGGGCCUAGUCAAAGUCAGUUCUCCACAUCUCAUGGUUUUAGUUUGCAAUUAGCUCCUCCAUCUCAAGGAAUUACACCUUCAAAUAUUAAUGCUGCUGCUCAAACCUCUUCAAGAACGGUUGAUUCUCCCAGUUCAGGUCAUGUAGCUUCUGAAAAAGGAGAUAAAACACAUGCAUGGCUGCCUUCUGCUUCUUCUGCUCAAUGCUUACCAUCUUCACAACAGCAUACUCAAAUGGAAUCUGGGAAUGAAAUUGCUAGUUUUGGAAAUUCAGAUGCUGUUUCGGUGCCUAACUUGGUAGGGAAUCCUUCUGCUCCUUUGUCAACUGGUCCUCAUACAAAAAAUCCACUUCAGAGUCAGCACUUGGCUGCUCCUGGCGGAAAAAUUUUAAGUGAUCAAUCUCCUACCAUGUCUUUUAAUAGGCAUGCUUACCAUGAUACACAGUUAAACGAUUCUCAACUUCACGUUAUGACCAAUCAUGCCGUUAGUAAUUCACACAACAGUUUGGUGUCUGGGAGAGAGAUGAAUCAAUCUGGCAUGAGAGCAUUGGUGCAUCAAAUGCCAGCCGGCUUUCGUGCUGCUAUGGCUGGGAUGUCUAGGAAGGAUAAUCUUUUACCGCCAGGAUCUAACCAAUGGAAUUCUCAGCAGCAGUUAUUGGGGGCUCAAGCUUGUAAUGCUCCUGAGUUAACCAAGUCUUUUCAAUCAUCUGGUGCUUUGGAAACCGCUUUUCCCCAACAGAAGGAUGAGCAAGAAGGUCCGAUAAGAGUUGAUGCAUUAAAUUCUCAAAAUACUGUAGGUGGGGAGGAGCUCCAAGCAGCAGAAAGACGACCUGUUACGAAGGCAGUUGGCCAAUCUCAGGAAGAAGAACCUUCUGCAAGGCAUCAAUCGGAUGCCUCUCCAUCAAAUUCUGCUGUCAGCCAAAAAGAUCUUGAAGCAUUUAAUCAUUUAGUUAAACCAAAUAAUAUUGCACAGAACAGCUAUUCCUUGCUGCAUCAAAUGCAAGCUAUGAAGAGCAUGAGUACAGACCCUAGCCAUCGGGAAUCAAAGAGAUUGAGGGGACAGGAUAGUGGUCUUGAUCCUCAACAGAUAAGACAGGGCCGACAGGUAGGAGAGCCUGGCACUGGUAAUAUGAAUAUUAUGGUUAGUGACCCGUCAAUGAGCCAGACCUCAGUUUCUGGCGUAGAUGCCAAGAUGUAUAACUUUUCGCCUCAGCCAGGCAAUAGGAAUACUUCUUUUCAGUUGCCACAUGGAACUGUUGCUUCCCAGGAUAUGCUCUCGUUUGGUCGUAGUGAUCCUCAAAAAUUUGCAACUGGAAAUGUUGCUUGUAGAAGUGAGCAUACUGGAAUAAGUCCACAGAUGGCCCCAUCCUGGUUUGAGCAGUAUGGAACCUUUAAAAAUGGGCAUUUGUUACCAGUGCAUAAUGUCCCUAGAGUUCCAAUCAUGAAGAAUGUGGAACAGCAGUUCAUCAGUGGGAAGUCUCCAAACAAUUUGGUUGUACAUAAUUCAGUCCAGUUGGAUAAUGCUGUCACUGUAAGUGAUCAGAUUGCUAAUACUUGCCAAACUGCAAAUGCUUAUACUCCUAAUGAGCAUGUCUCUUCUCUUAAUGCAUUGGUUCCCCGUGUCUCUACUCCAAAUUUGGUGUCUGUGAGGACCAAGAAGCGGAAGACUGUGACAUCUGAUCUGCUUUCAUGGAACAAAGAAAUAGGACAGAAUCUAAAGAGGCUUCAGAAUUUGAGUUCGGCAGAAGUAGAUUGGGCUCAAUCAUCAAACCGUUUAAUUGAAAAGAUUGACGAUGAAACUGAUAACUGUGAAGAUUUACUGCUGAUGAUUAGGCCAAAAAGAAGGCUAGUGUUAACCACACAGCUUAUGCAACAAGUGUUUAGACCCCCUUCAGCAGCAGUUCUCUCACUUGAUGCAAGUUCUAAUUAUGAAGUCAUUGUGUAUUCUCUUGCAAGAUCUGUAGUAGGUGACACAUGCAGCCUAACUUGUGGUGUGGAAAGUAAUUCGUCAGUUGAAAUUGAAAAUCCCCGAUCUGGGAAGGUGAAGCCCAAAGAGAGAAUUCGAGAUCAGUACUUUACAAAAGUUAUAGAAGAUUUUGCUACUAGGGCAAAGGAGCUGGAAAAUGAUUUAUCAAGAUUGGACAAGCGUGCAUCAAUUCUGGACUUCAGACUGGAUUGUCAGGAUCUAGAGAGAUUUUCAGUCAUUAAUCGUUUUGCUAGGUUCCAUGGCCGAGGUCAAGUUGACGGGGCUGAGACCUCAUUGUCCUCUGAUGCAAGUGCGACGGUUCAGAAACCGUGUCCACAGAGAUAUGUUUCUGCUCAUCCCAUGCCUAGGAAUGUCCCUGAGAGGGUACAAUGUCUUUCACUUUGAUCAUCAUUAAUUUAUUGAUUUUCCUCCCGAAUUGGGUCUAUUGUCUCCACCAAUCCCUAAAUUUCACUUAAAAGUUCUGUUUCCUCACAUAUGGCGUUAUGGCACUGUGCACCCAAAUUAGAACCACACACCGAUGAGGGCGGAGGACAUGGACAGUAAGAAUUCCUUAUUUACAGAACAGAGGCUGUUUUAUCUCUUCAAUCUAAGGCAAUUAUGUUAUUCUUGGAAAAAAAAAAAUUAGUCACUGUAAAUCUCCUGUGAAGUGGUAAAAGCUAAAGUUGCCCCCAUCUGUGUUUUUUGGGCAUACAGGGAGGAAAAAACCCACCCUGGUUGUUAGAAAGUGUUUUAAAAGUAGAUAGCCUAAGGUUAGCAAAUUUAUAUAUAUGCUUGUUCUGAUGCCUUUGGAGUAAAUUUCUCGGCCAGUUCAUGGUGGCUUCGAUAUUAAUCUUCAUUUGGCCUUUUAUUUUUUUUUAUUUCCCCCCUUUUUUUUUCUUUAUCAAUUUUUUUUCUUCUCAGUUAUGUAUGAUGGAUUAGAUUUGCGGAUGCUAAGAUUUUGUUGGUUGUAUAAAUUAAGCUGCAGUUGGGGUAAAAAGGCGCUAGGGUGGAAUUAGGCGGUGUUGGGGAAGUGUUAGGUCUGUAGAAAUGGCAGAUGAAGAUUUCUGACAUGUAUGUUGCCAUAUGUAAAGAACUUGAAGAUGAAUGAUUAAUGCUCAUUUUCAUGAGAUUUUCAACUCUGA